Molecule: messenger RNA, 1382 nt
Organism: Suillus paluster
Lineage: Eukaryota; Fungi; Basidiomycota; Agaricomycetes; Boletales; Suillaceae
Exons: 2
Coding region: 1-1173 (390 amino acids)
Source: RefSeq, a predicted model, not a curated record
AUGGCCAUGAAACAUGGCUGCAGAAGCCACGCCCUCAUUGUACGCCAGAAAACCCCUCACGCUUGCCCUCACAACGUCCUAUUGGGAAGAAUCCGUCACCUGCAGGACCUUCGCGACAUUCGGACCAGACGAAGGGGGAAAGACGAGCACAAUGCCCGCCGGGCAACCAACACCGUUUUUACUAGCAUUUUAACCUCCCGCCAACUCGCCCAUGGGGAGGCUCCUUCCGAGGACUCUCCGAUCUGUUCCCCAAACUCCUUGAAACGACGUCGAGGAAUAGCUGGAGCUAGCGAAGCCCCUCCACUAGCCAGAAGAUGUAAAGUGGAUAGGAAAGAGUCGGUAACUAUCCACGCCGGCUAUCUGCGUUUGCCAUGGGAUGCGUGGAUGAAGGCACAACGUUUUGCGACUACGCGUCAGUCGAACUUCAAUCCAGGCGGUCUGGCUCAUAUGAAUAUCGGUUCGGACCCCAUCAUUCACGCCGAGUAUGUUCGCCGCCUGCUUCACGGAGAGUUGUAUGACGAUUACGAUGAGACACCCUCCCGUGGCGCUAAACGAGAACGUUCUCAUGUUGGAUGUAGGAAGGUCAGCGUCGAGAGUUGGAACCCUUCCCCAUCCAAGAAAAUUCGGAUCUCACGACGUCAACGUCGGGAACCACGUCAAUACCCCCGCGCCAUCCCACUACCAACACAUCGACGUCGGAAACAUGUCAAUCCAGGUGUUGUGCGGAGUGGCAGUGAACGGACCUCAAGGUCACCAAUAGAUGUGCCUGGCCCCGUUCCUAAGCGCAUUCUACCUAGCGACUCGACUCUCCCCGCAUGCUCCCAAAUGGUUGCCAUGCUCAAACGGGCGUCCGCGCAUAUCUGCGAGAUACAGGAACAGGAACGUAUCAUCCCCAGGACUGUCAUAUAUCAAGAGAGCACAAGCAAACAACCACGGUUCAUUGAAUUUCCUGCAAUGGCGACUGAUGACGAACCUUCAAUUCGCGCCGGUGGCGCCGAUAUCGCCACCUCUUCGGCUCCUAGCGUAAUUGUCGGUCUGGGCGAUUCCUUCAAUGCGGUCCCGGUCCCCACGCUUGACAUUCAGAUGUGUGUACUUUCAUUAGCUGACCGGGAUGCCGAAAUGUUUGCGGCUACUCGAUUGAAUGACGACCUCCGGAAGCGACACUUCUCCUGAUUUUUCUAUCGUCAGACACGAAGCUUUCGUCAUGUCCGACACGCAGUCUAUGUUGAUAGACGGUAUAUCGGCUCAGCCUUCCGUUCCCCCCGCGACUUCUGCUUCAUGGACGGACAUUAUUCCUGCCGAUAAACAGGACCCGUAUCAACUUCCAAUCGGAUUGGAUCUUUCGUUUUUUGACAACAUCGAAGCCCACACGACGACUGAUA